AUGACGUACCCCUUUGACUCCGUGCUGGUCACCCCAGCCCAGCUCCACGCCGCCGUAACAAACCCACCACCCCGGCGCAUCAUCCCCGUCGCCGCCGGACGACUCGCAGCCCAUGCGCAAUCCUACCAAACCCACCACAUCCCAGGCUCCGUCUUCUUCGACAUGGACCUCAUCCGCGACACCACCUCGCCAUACCCACAAAUGCUCCCCAGCGCCGCCGACUUCGCAUCGCACAUCCGCGCCCUGGGCAUCCAGAAAGACGACAUCCUCGUCCUCUACGACGCCGUUGACGUCGGCAUCUACAGCUCGCCGCGCGCCGCGUGGAUGUUCCGCGUCUUCGGGCACGAGCGCGUGCACGUGCUCAACAAUUUCCGCGUCUAUGUCACGCAGGGCUUCCCCGUUGCAACGGGGGAGUUCCCGCCCCCUUCCCAGCGCCAACCCCCGCCUUCACCGCCAGAGGACGAGUAUGCCGAUGCCGCCUCGGGGCUGGAGAAGGGGAGCGUGAUUUUGUUCGAGGAGCUGCGGGAUGUGGUUCUGCGGGGGGGCCGCGAGUACCAGAUCAUCGACGUGCGGAUCCGCGGGCGGUUUUCGGGCGCGCAGCCGGAGAUAUACCCCGAGUUGAGCUCGGGGCAUAUGCCCGGGGCGAUCAAUGUGCCGCUGGCGGCGAUGCUGGAUGGGGAGUCGAGUGAGUUUUUGCCGCGGGAGCGGCUGCGCGAGGUGUUUGAAGGGGCGGGCGUGGAUGGGACGAGGCCGAUGGUGCUGACGUGUAACUCUGGGGUGACGGCUACGGCGCUGGACUUGGCGCUGGGGGAGCUGGGGUAUAAGAACCAUCGGCGGAUAUAUGAUGGGAGCUGGAUGGAGUGGGCGAGGCGGGUGGAUGGUCCGGGGUUGAUUGUGAAAGAUGUUUGA
Molecule: messenger RNA, 909 nt
Organism: Aspergillus clavatus NRRL 1
Lineage: Eukaryota; Fungi; Ascomycota; Eurotiomycetes; Eurotiales; Aspergillaceae
Product: sulfurtransferase
Exons: 2
Coding region: 1-909 (302 amino acids)
Biological process (GO): transsulfuration
Cellular component (GO): mitochondrion
Molecular function (GO): thiosulfate-cyanide sulfurtransferase activity
Source: RefSeq, a predicted model, not a curated record